CCGCGCGCGGCUCCCCGGACCGGAAGUGGAGGCGAACUGUCGCGGGGCGCGCCCGGCCUUGCUCAACGCCCGGCAGUCCCUGCCGCCGCCGCCGCCCUCGGCAGCUGCCGAGGCUUCCCGCAGCCGUCAUGUCAGCCAGUGCCGUCUACGUGCUGGACCUAAAGGGCAAGGUGCUCAUCUGCCGGAAUUACCGCGGUGACGUGGACAUGUCGGAGGUGGAGCACUUCAUGCCUAUCCUGAUGGAGAAGGAGGAGGAAGGGAUGCUGUCGCCCAUCCUGGCCCACGGGGGAGUCCGCUUCAUGUGGAUCAAGCACAACAAUCUGUAUCUGGUUGCCACGUCCAAGAAGAACGCAUGUGUGUCGUUGGUGUUCUCCUUCCUUUAUAAGGUGGUACAGGUGUUUUCAGAGUACUUCAAGGAGCUGGAGGAGGAGAGCAUCCGUGACAACUUUGUCAUCAUCUACGAGCUGCUGGACGAGCUCAUGGACUUUGGCUACCCACAGACCACCGACAGCAAGAUCCUGCAGGAGUACAUCACUCAGGAAGGCCACAAGCUGGAAACGGGGGCCCCGAGGCCCCCAGCCACCGUCACCAAUGCAGUGUCCUGGCGGUCCGAGGGCAUCAAGUACCGGAAGAACGAGGUGUUCUUGGACGUCAUCGAGUCCGUCAACCUCUUGGUCAGUGCCAACGGCAACGUGCUGCGCAGCGAGAUCGUGGGCUCCAUCAAGAUGCGGGUCUUCCUGUCGGGCAUGCCCGAGCUGCGCCUGGGCCUCAAUGACAAGGUCCUCUUCGACAACACGGGCCGUGGCAAAAGCAAGUCCGUGGAGCUGGAGGAUGUGAAGUUCCACCAGUGUGUGCGACUCUCACGCUUUGAGAACGACCGCACCAUCUCCUUCAUCCCUCCAGAUGGCGAGUUUGAGCUCAUGUCCUACCGUCUCAACACCCACGUCAAGCCCUUGAUAUGGAUCGAGUCCGUGAUCGAGAAGCAUUCCCACAGCCGCAUCGAGUACAUGAUCAAGGCCAAGAGCCAGUUCAAGCGGCGGUCGACGGCCAACAAUGUGGAGAUCCACAUCCCUGUGCCCAACGAUGCCGACUCCCCCAAGUUCAAGACGACGGUGGGGAGUGUCAAGUGGGUCCCCGAGAACAGCGAGAUCGUGUGGUCCAUCAAGUCCUUCCCGGGGGGCAAGGAGUACCUGAUGCGGGCUCACUUCGGCCUGCCCAGCGUGGAGGCGGAGGACAAGGAGGGCAAGCCCCCGAUCAGCGUCAAGUUCGAGAUCCCUUACUUCACUACCUCUGGCAUCCAGGUGCGCUACCUGAAGAUCAUCGAGAAGAGCGGCUACCAGGCUCUGCCGUGGGUCCGCUACAUCACUCAGAACGGAGAUUACCAGCUCCGGACCCAGUGAGGGGCCGUGUGGCCAGCACCCCUGGCCCCAACGCUGGGGCUCCUGGUAGAAGCACCAGGAGGAAGCACCUGCCAAGCCCUCUGGAUGGAGGAGGGCACCCCUGGCCACCACCAGCCUCCCGGCUCCUCCCGGGACCCCUCCUUUUCCAGGCACACCUGCCCUGCCGCUGCCACUCUCGUCUCUGGGUCCCUUCUCCCGGAAGAGGCUCAUCUUCGAGAAGUCUUGUCUCUCUGCCCCCCUGAGUCAGUUUGAGGGGAAGGAAACGAAGUCUUUCCCUCUAGAGAUCAAAUACAGCCUUCUGUGCUGUUUAGCUCCCAGGCACCAAAAGGCUGGGGAGAUGCUCACCCGGCCGCGGGCUGUGCACGGCCUCUGGCCAGGCUGGCCGGCCGCUGUUCGGUUGCCGUUCUGUUCACGAGUGUUCCUAGUUCCUGUCUCGUCCGUUCGUUGUUUACGUGAACUUCACUGUCCGCGCCUCCCGCCCCUUGUCUUGAAGCUCUCAGGCAGCACUUAGUGAGGGCACAGCGCCCUCCUCCUCAGCCAGGCCCACUCGAUGCUGGGUUCCCUCCCACGUCUGGCCCGACCCCGGCACGCGCCUCUGUGGCAAAGGCUCUGGCCUCACCCCGAGGCUUCAGCGGAGGUGCCUUCCCAGGGUCAGCCAUGCGUGUGAUGCUGUCACGCAGCCACAUCAGUGUUUGUCCCACCAGGGAAGUGGUGUCCAACGAGGACCGCUGGCCUCGGAGGGUUGGGGGCACAGGUCACCAUGUCUGUGCUUGGUCACCCCACCACCACCCUGUCUGUGUUCGUGUCACGAUUACAUUAAAUUCCAUUACUUACACA
Ailuropoda melanoleuca (giant panda) is the source of this 2237-nucleotide messenger RNA. It is a transcript of the gene AP1M1, whose product is annotated as adaptor related protein complex 1 subunit mu 1. Gene Ontology annotation, cellular component: clathrin adaptor complex. Lineage: Eukaryota; Metazoa; Chordata; Mammalia; Carnivora; Ursidae. The transcript is spliced from 12 exons. Gene Ontology annotation, biological process: intracellular protein transport; vesicle-mediated transport. Bases 129 to 1400 code for a protein of 423 amino acids. The record is from RefSeq and is a predicted model, not a curated record.